This is a messenger RNA of Coregonus clupeaformis (lake whitefish), 2158 nucleotides long. RefSeq names its product zinc finger protein 184-like. The coding region runs from base 26 to 1156 and encodes 376 amino acids. Gene Ontology annotation, molecular function: RNA polymerase II cis-regulatory region sequence-specific DNA binding; DNA-binding transcription factor activity, RNA polymerase II-specific. The transcript is spliced from 2 exons. The record is from RefSeq and is a predicted model, not a curated record. Lineage: Eukaryota; Metazoa; Chordata; Actinopteri; Salmoniformes; Salmonidae. Gene Ontology annotation, biological process: regulation of transcription by RNA polymerase II.
UGGAACCUCAACCCAGCAUGUUAUCAUGAUAGAGUCUGCAGAUACAGAGGCUGCAGGUCCUGGGGUCAAGCAGGAGAGGUCUGAAGAAGAGGAGGACCCACGGCACAGCAGAGACAUCCAGACUGGAGGGGCUGGAGCGCCCCCUGUAGCCACGGAGGACCCCGCCCCAGUGCUGCCCGGGAUCCGACACAGCAUCACGGAGGUCAGUGGAACGCUGAACACCGUCCUCAAGUCAGAGACCGACACAGAGACUUUAACUGUAACACAAAGGCUUUUACACACAGGACCUGACCACAGGUCAGACCCGGAGAGACUGGGCUGUCCUGCUCCCGGCUCAGAAUAUUUACUUUACGGUAACCCGAGCCCGAGGACGGUUCAUUCCAAUCCCGAUUCAGGUGAUGUGUUAGAUGCUGGCGAUGAUCCGUGUUGUUCUUACGCUACAGAGAUGGACCCAGGCAACAUACCCUUGGGUUUAGAGACACAGACUGAUCUGUCUAGAGGGGACUGGAACCGGUACAGUAAUAGUGUAUACUCUGAAGGGUGCCUAGAUAAGAAAGGGGAGGGUCUGGUCUUAGAUGAAGUGACUGUGAAAGUGGAGGGUGACGUUCCUCCCACAUGGAAUGCAGAUAGUCACCUAGGAGACAGACACUCACAGGGCAGAGAUUUCUUAGAUUACAGGGAAAGUUUAGUGACCACGUCGAUGGGGCCUUCCGAUUCACACGGGAGUGUCCUUUUCGAUCAGGUAUUGAACUCAAACGACAGGGCUAGAGCCCAGGCUCAGGGAGGGGGAGCAACAUCAGGCACUAGUAAAGAGAAGCGGUUCCUCUGCAUGUUCUGUAACAAAGGCUUCAGCUGCGCCCAGAAGGUGGAGAUCCACCAGAGGGUCCACACAGGAGAGAAACCCUACAGCUGCCCCCAGUGUCACAUGCGCUUCGCCCAGUCUGGCAGCUUGAAGAGGCACCAGAAGGUCCACACAGGGGAGAAACCCUACAGCUGCCCCCAGUGUGAGAAGAGGUUCUCCCGCCAACACCUGCUGAAGACGCACCUGAAGGUCCACACGGGAGAGAGGCCGUUUGCCUGUACGCACUGCGGGAAGAGGUUCUCGGAGAGGAGCUACCUCAGGAUACACCAUCAAAAAAAACAUUCCACUCUAUAGCUUCUGACGUGUUAGAUCAAGCCCUGCAUUAAAAACAAACAUGUAUUGUAAUUGAUGUGAGCAAAAAAGGUCCAAAGAUGCAUUUGGAGAAACAGUUUUCAGUGUUGAAUAUUUCUGGGUAGAAUAUUCAAUACUACGUAAGUAAAGGUAGACUCUGCGAAAUGACGUAGACCAGGGUUCCCCAGCUGGCGGCCUGCGGAUAAGUUUUCUGAGCAUAUUUUUACAUGUUGGACAUAAAACAGCAGAAAAUCCGCUCCAAGUGAUUUUAAUUUUGGAAAUCUGUUCCAAAGUAUUCCCACGCUUAAUGGAGAGAAAUAUGUGAUCAUAUGCAAAUUUAAGCAAGGUUUGAAAUGAUUAUAUUUUUGUCAAAUACUAGAUCUGUUUUGGCUUCUUGUGGUCAAUUUGCAGUCUAGAAAUGAUUUGUAAUUAUGUUCCAGCUCCCUGACCAUCUGCUCAAAAAGAAAAUCGUCCUGUAGCUGGAUCUAGUUGAUCCUCCCUGACUUCGAUGGACAAAGUAAACAGCAAUUUCCGCAACAACUAAGAGUGUUGAAGCACAGGGCUAAACUUCUCUGAUGUUUUGGUCCCGCAGCUACCACGUUGUAGCAGCGUGAAGCAAACCUGUGUACAUGCGCAGAUUCUCUGUGAGAGUAAAGUCUUACGUCACACUCAUGGCAAUAUCUGCGGUGCUGCUCGUGAUUCUUCCUUUAGAGAGAAAGGUUAAUUUUCACACGGAAGAGAGGCCAUUUGCCUGUACACACUGCAGGAAGAGGUCCUCAGAGAGGAGCUACCUCAGGAUACACCAGCAGAAUCACCAUUCCACUCUAUAGCAUAGAAAGUAACCAUUCAACUCGAUAGCUUCUGACGUUUAGAUCAAACCCUGCAUUAAAGACAAAGAUACAUUUUCAUUGUUGUCACCUGAAAAGACCCACAGAUGUAUUUGGAGUAAGGAGAGUAACAGAUUUCAGUGUUGAAUAUUCCUGGGUAGGAUAUUGCAUCCAAACA